UACGGCGGGUCAUGGCUUUUAAAGGCCUCCAUUCCUAUUUCCUACCUCUCUCAGUUAUUUCAUUGAAGCGCACUCAACGUUCUCCAUUGAAGCGUUCUCCGUUGAAUCUAAUUCUUGUAUUUCCCAUUGAAGCAGCUUCUAAGGGCGGCCGCCCCUCCUACUCUGUCUCAGGGACGGGCCUGGUCGAGGAAGGCUGGCUGAUGUUGAGGUGUUUGAGCAGAGAAAACAGUGCUGUUGGACGGAGUUUGAGUACAUGUGUUAAUCCUCCAUUGCCAUGGCUUUUUGUGGGAUUAGGCAAUCCUGGUGAUAAAUUCAAAGGCACUCGUCAUAAUGUUGGCUUCGAAAUGAUUGAUGCACUUGCUGAUUCUCUUGGCAUUUCACUCAAUAAUGUUCAUUGUAAAGCUUUAUUUGCCCAAGGGUUCAUUGGCAAUGUCCCAAUUUUCCUAGCAAAACCUCAGACUUACAUGAACUUAUGUGGCGAAUCUACAGGUCCUCUAGCAGCAUAUUACAAGCUACCUCUAAAUCGAGUGAUGGUGUUCCAUGAUGACAAAGAGUUGCCAUGUGGCGUACUUCGGCUUCAACACAAUGGUGGUCAUAGCAGUCACGAUGGGCUGAAGAGUGUAAUUGAUCAUUUUAGAGGGAACAGAGACUUUGCUCGCCUUAGAAUUGGAAUUGGGAGGCCUCCUGGUCAAAUGGAUCCCAAAGCAUUUUUGCUCCAAAAGUUCAAUUCAUUGGCAAGAGAACGGGUAAGUUGGAUCAUAUGCUUUUGAAAUUCUAUAUGACCUGUCUAAGCUUCUUAUGUAGUGUUUGUGAAACAAUACUGACCCGACACUAUUUAAACUAUUAUGGGUCCAUCUCAAGGAUAAUAUUCAACUUAGCAGAGCAGGUUUGGGUACCCCAGAUAAAAGUUAGUUUGAUGUGGAUAAUGUUUAGGGUGAAAAUACCCUAAGACACGUGGCCCAAUAAAGGCUUGACACGUGUCAAUCUUUCAACGGUCUGCAAAGGCCCAAUCCCUUUGCGACACGUGUCCCUUAUACCCUAAUUGAGGUACAGUUCUCCCUUACUAUAAAUAGUAAGGGUAGACCUCAUUUAUGGAGAACACACAUUAAUGGCAACCACACAAAAAAACAAACAAAGCCCAAACCUACUGAAACGCUCUCGAACCGAGAAGCUUUUAUUGUUCUUAUUCCACUUC
This is a messenger RNA of Chenopodium quinoa (quinoa), 1195 nucleotides long. Its product is annotated as peptidyl-tRNA hydrolase, mitochondrial-like. The coding region runs from base 12 to 770 and encodes 252 amino acids. The transcript is spliced from 7 exons. The record is from RefSeq and is a predicted model, not a curated record. Gene Ontology annotation, molecular function: peptidyl-tRNA hydrolase activity. NCBI's taxonomy places the organism in Eukaryota, Viridiplantae, Streptophyta, Magnoliopsida, Caryophyllales, Amaranthaceae.